AUUCGUGGCUAUUCAGCGUAUCAAUUCAGCGUUAUGUCUGCAGCGAUGUUACAUGAUCCAUGUAUCCAUUGCCUCUGAGACCCAGAUGCAAAUUACAGUCCUAACCCUUUUCUAGUUAAUAUGUUCGCCCAAUCUGCCCGUUUUGCCGUCACUUCUGCCUCUCGUAUGACUACUCGUCGCUCUUACGCCACUGCCUCUACUGGCUCCUCCAUUAAGGGUAGUUUGGUCGGCUUCUUGUCCGGGAUCACCGUCACCGGCGCCGCCUCCUACUUCUACUUGAUUGAUGAAACCAAGAAUGCCAACAGCGCUGUCUUGGGUGAUGUUUUGGAUUUGCAAUCCUCCAUCAAGACUUUGGAAGAGUGUGUCAAGGCCUUGGAAGAAAAAUCCAAAUAGGCUUCUCAAUCCCCCUCUACUUCUCUGGUUACUCUUGCAUCCAAAAUAUCUUUAUAGCUGAAUAGAUAUUACGGUUUAGUUAUAUGAAUGUACUAUAGGCAGUCUGUAGAAGUGGUCCACAUGAUUCAAUUUAUGAUAUACGUUUUUGACACAUCAAUGGUUCAAGC
Messenger RNA from Babjeviella inositovora NRRL Y-12698, 560 nucleotides. RefSeq lists its product as uncharacterized. Lineage: Eukaryota; Fungi; Ascomycota; Pichiomycetes; Serinales. The transcript has a single exon. The coding region runs from base 121 to 393 and encodes 90 amino acids. The record is from RefSeq and is a predicted model, not a curated record.